UUUCUAGGCACAAUCGAACAGUUAGAGAGUACCUGUGUUUUUGAUUCCGAUUUCGGUCUCAUCCUGAACUGUGCCUUCAAAAAGUCCGGCCUCUUUCGGGUGCGGAACUUGGGCGGCAUCAAGGCCCACUUCGGGUUAGGCUUCAGCGUCGGAGAUGAGCUGGGACUGGCCGAAUCGCUCGGUAACGUUGAGGCAAAUAAACGGCGCGCCCUCAACAUUCGCACCGGUGCCAACAACAUUGGCGUCCUGCCCGCUUCAAAAAUGCCGACAUCCUACCCAUCAUUACCCUCCCCCUCGAUCUCCCCUUCGCCGGGUGUUCCAAUCCAGCAAAGUCGGCCGCAGGCGGUAACCGUCCGUUCGUCUGCGUCCAUGCUGCCCAAGGGCAUUGGUGGGCUGCCGAAGAUACCGUCGUCCGUCUCGCCCGUGUACGUGUCGCCGGCGUCCAGCCUGAUGACGAAAGCCACCUCGCUACCGCUCGGCGUGCCUCCCUUCCGACCCAUUCCCAAGCCGACGCCGGAAACGGAACCGGUGAGAUUCGACCCGUCCAUACUCCGCCGAAACUUUGCCCUCAAAACCGCCCAAACUCCCGAUCCUUCCUUCCAGGGUCAACUCAUGAAUCAGACCUCCUCCUUUCACCGGGGCGCCUCUCCAACGCGCAACCCGGGCCCUUCCUUCCCAAACGCUCCCAAUCAGCAGAUUAUCUACAAGGAAGCACCGAACCUGCAGGUCCAGAAGGUGCCCGCCUUCCAGGCAAUGCCCGAGUCGGUGUCCCGCAUCUCGACCGGUCCGGUCGUACAGGUCGAUAAUAAGCUGCAGCCGUCCGUCAUCAAAAAUUCCAUCAUGAGCAUUCCACCGCGCCGACAGAUGACAAAGCCCGGCCCAACGAUUGCCACCGGCAGCACAAGCACGGUGGGCGGUAACGGGGAAGAGAUCGAUCUGAUGGGCCACACGGUGGAGGAGCUGGCGGCGGCUGCCAACGUCAGUGUGGAGGUGAUCAAGGAAGCGAUUCGGGUCCGGCAGCAGGAACUGCGUGCCCAAAAGCAGUACGAAAAGCAGCAGGCUGCUUACGCUCAGGCCCAGUUCUUCGCACAGCAGCAGACGACACCAACAACGACCACCACCACCACGACAACGCCCCGUCCCAGACGGUACCCGACCAAUGCCGGCCACAAGGUUAUGAACGCACCGAAAGAGUACUACCCGGUGGGAUACGACAAGAACUUCGAUGACAACUUCACCUCCAAGGUGGACCUGCCUUACACGACGUUUAACUGCGGCGAGCAGAAACACUUCCCGGGGCUGUACGGCGACGAGGACCUUGGUUGUAUGGUCUUCCACGUAUGCGCCCUGACGGACGAUGGACUGAUCAUGAAAUCGUUCCUCUGCCCGGAGAGCACACUGUUCGACCAGACCGUGCUGAAGUGCAACUGGUGGUUCUACGUCGACUGCAAGAGCAGCAAGAACCUGUACGACUCGAACCUGCCCGUGUCGAAGAGCUACCAGCUGAUGAAGGCGCUGUCGUUCUUCUCCUCCAACUACAAAAACCCGGGCGACUCGUCCGAGGGUGUCGAUGUGGAAGCACUCAAGAACAGCGUCGCCACAGCUGUUGCCGUCGGUGGUUCGGCCCGUUCGCUAGACAGUCUCAGCAGCAACACCAUUGCCGGUUCGACUGGUGAGCGCUUACAGGAUCUGGUGCCAUCCCCAUCCGUAAGCGUACGGGGCACCAACCAAAGCAACAACACGACGGUCACACCAACAUCAAGCAGCAACAGUAACAGCAGCAGCGGCAGCAGUAGCAACAACAAAACAACGGCAUCGACGUAA
This is a messenger RNA of Anopheles marshallii, 1824 nucleotides long. RefSeq lists its product as uncharacterized. The record is from RefSeq and is a predicted model, not a curated record. NCBI's taxonomy places the organism in Eukaryota, Metazoa, Arthropoda, Insecta, Diptera, Culicidae. Gene Ontology annotation, molecular function: chitin binding. The transcript has 5 exons. Gene Ontology annotation, cellular component: extracellular region. The annotation marks the transcript as partial.